AUGAAACUCACUCUCCAGGAAAUCAACCGACAUAACAAUCAGAAAUCGUGUUGGGUCGCGAUCCAUGGGGCUGUCUACGAUGUCACAGAAUUUUUGGACUCCCACCCAGGGGGUGCAGCCGUGAUUUUGCGAUGUGCGGGUAAAGACGCAACUGAAGAUUUCGACUCUGUUCACUCGCUGGAGUUGUUGAGCGAAGCACUCCCUGAGACUGCGCUCCAAGGCUACGUUGAUCCCGCCGAAUUGGACAAGCGAAAAGAUAAACUGAAUACCAUGAAUGAGAAGCAACCAAAGCCGGACGGUGACAGCCCUCCGCCGUUGCAAAGUCUGAUCAAUUUGCAUGAUUUUGAAAAAGUUGCUCAUCAAAGCCUGCGUGCCACAACAUGGGCCUAUUACUCGUCUGGCGCUGAUGACGAGAUUAGUAAACGGAAUAAUGCCUUGGCAUAUCAAAAGAUUUCUCUUCGUCCACGUAUCCUACGAAAGAUUCCCGCUGUGAAUACAGCCACUGCAAUCCUAGGGCGUUCUACUUCGCUCCCGGUGUAUAUAUCUCCAGUGGGCCUUACAAAGCUUGCCCAUCCAGAGGGCGAGUGUGCGCUAGCUGCAGCAGCAGGUAAGGAAGGACUGGUCCAAGUUCUCGCAAACGGAUCCAGCAUGACAAUUGAACAAGUCAUGAAGAGUCGCAUCUCAGCAAACCAGCCUAUCUUCCAACAACUAUAUGUGAACAAAGACAUUCAGAAGUCUAUUGAGACUGUACGUCGAGCUGAAAGAGCUGGUGCUGGUGCUAUUUGGGUUACGGUCGACUCCCCCGUAGUGGGGAAACGUGAGAUGGACGAACGGCUCAACUCGACGGUCAUGGAUGUCGAUCAUACCGGGGUAGGAAAGGGUGUAGCGAAGAUCAUGGCCAGCUCAAUAUCUCCAUUUAUUGAUUGGGAGAUUCUCACCUGGCUUCGCCAACUGACAGAUCUCCCUGUUGUUAUCAAGGGAAUCCAAUGUGUGGAGGAUGCCGUGCUUGCCUACCAGCAUGGAGUGCAAGGCAUUGUACUCUCAAACCACGGAGGACGCUCACAAGACACGACACAAUCACCCCUUCUGACUCUACUGGAGAUUCGAAAGUUUGCGCCUCACUUGAUUGAGAGCAAGAUGCAGAUCUUCCUUGAUGGUGGCAUUCGCCGAGGAACAGACGUACUCAAGGCUGUUGCGCUCGGAGCGACAGCUGUCGGAUUGGGUAGACCAUUUCUGUUCAGCUUGUCCGGAUAUGGAGAGAAUGGGGUACGACAGAUGAUCGAUAUCCUACGACAGGAGAUCGAAACAAACAUGGUCUUUCUAGGAGUUACCAGUCUUGAAGAGUUGACACCCGAAAUGGUGAAUACUAGUCGUUUGGAGAAACAUUUGAUAGCCAGCGUGAAACUAUAG
Messenger RNA from Penicillium hordei, 1410 nucleotides. RefSeq names its product FMN-dependent alpha-hydroxy acid dehydrogenase. Gene Ontology annotation, molecular function: oxidoreductase activity; heme binding. The record is from RefSeq and is a predicted model, not a curated record. The coding region runs from base 1 to 1410 and encodes 469 amino acids. Lineage: Eukaryota; Fungi; Ascomycota; Eurotiomycetes; Eurotiales; Aspergillaceae. The transcript has 4 exons.